GCAUGUCGGUGGAAACAAUAUGGCAGAAGAAGAAGGGGAAGCAGGUGGACACCAUGUUCUCCUCUUACCAGGACCAAUGCAAGGCAACGUAAACUCAAUGAUGAAGCUGGCACAGCUUCUAGCUCUGCAUCACUUCCACAUCACCUUUCUCACCACCGAUUUCAUCCACCGCCGCCUCUACCGUUUCGCCGACAUCCACUCUCUUUCACAAACCUACCCCAACCUCGAGUUCAAGACAAUCUCCGAUGGCCUCCCAGAUGAUCAUCCUCGUUCCGGUAACAACGCUUUAGCUGACCUCUAUUCUUCAAUGAACUCGUUCGCAAAACCUCUCCUCAGAGACAUUAUUCUCUCCCAAACUGCUGCAAAAUCCAAAAUCACGUGCCUCAUUGGUGACGGAUUCCUUGGAGGCCUCACCGCUGACGUGGCGGAUGAAGUUGGGAUACCGCUCAUCCAUUUUCGCGCCAUCAGUGCUUCAUGCUUCUGGGCUUUGUUCUGUGCCCCAAAUCUCUUUGAAUCCAAUGAACUUCCAAUCAGAGUUUUAUGUUUGUUAUCAAUUAUCAUGCCUGAUAGGAUGAGAACUGAAUCGAAACUUAUUGAAGGAGAGGAAGACAUGGAUCGCAUCAUAUCCAAUCUCCCAGGCAUGGAAAACAUUCUCCGAUGUCGAGAUCUCCCAAGUUUCUAUCGAGGAACAGAAACCAACCUAGUAGACCCUUUAAAAUCCACGGUCUUUGACUGCCAUCAAACGCUUCGAGCCCGAGGAGUCAUACUCAACACUUUCGAGGAUCUAGAUGGUCCUCUAUUGUCCCAAAUGCGUCUCAAGUUUCUCCGAGUCUUCGCCGUCGGUCCUCUCCAUGCGCACGCCAAAACGACGCCGUCCACGAGUUCUUUCUGGGAAGAGGAUAGAAGUUGCUUGACGUGGCUUGACUCUCAGCCGUUGAAAUCGGUGCUAUAUGUCAGCUUCGGUAGCAUUGCUACCGUAACAAGGGAGAGGCUAAUGGAGUUUUGGUACGGUUUGGUAAACAGCAAGAAGAGGUUCUUGUGGGUGAUUCGGCCUGAUAUGGUGGCCGGAGAAGACAACGAUGAGCGGGUAGCGGCUGAGUUGGAGGAAGGGACUAAAGAGAGGGGGUUCAUAGUGGGGUGGGCGCCACAAGAGGAGGUGCUGGCACACAAGGCCAUAGGUGGGUUCUUGACGCACAGUGGGUGGAACUCUACCUUGGAGAGUUUGGUGGCUGGUGUGCCCAUGAUUUGCUGGCCAUGCUUUGCGGAUCAGCAGAUUAACAGCAGAUUUGUGAGUGAGGUUUGGAAAGUUGGGUUGGACAUGAAAGAUUUGUGUGAUAGAGACGUUGUAGAGAAGAUGGUAAAUGAUCUGAUGGUUCAUAGGAGGGAGGAGUUUCUGAAAUCAGCUCAAGCAAUGGCUACGUUGGCUCACAAGAGUGUGAGUCCAGGUGGUUCUUCUUACUCCAGUCUCCAUGAUUUGGUUGAAUUCAUUAAAUCAGCUAGCAGGAAAAUUAACUGACACUACACAAUUCAAAUUUCCUUCUUGUAACCAUGGCUCGCAUCCAAUUUGAAUCCUAAGAAACUAGUUGAGGUGUGUCAGCGAGGUGGCCCCUAAUGGUAUCGUAUUAUAUUUAAGUUCCUUUAUUAUUCUCACCAAAUAAACGCAGCUUUUCUUUAGGGGGGUUUUGUCACAUCUUCAUGUUUCUCUUUAUUUCAUCAAUGGAUUUAUGUACAUGAUAUUUCA
Messenger RNA from Vigna radiata var. radiata (mung bean), 1741 nucleotides. RefSeq names its product 7-deoxyloganetic acid glucosyltransferase. Bases 20 to 1516 code for a protein of 498 amino acids. The record is from RefSeq and is a predicted model, not a curated record. The transcript has 2 exons. Gene Ontology annotation, molecular function: UDP-glycosyltransferase activity. NCBI's taxonomy places the organism in Eukaryota, Viridiplantae, Streptophyta, Magnoliopsida, Fabales, Fabaceae.